Messenger RNA from Sinocyclocheilus grahami, 688 nucleotides. RefSeq names its product F-box/WD repeat-containing protein 8. The coding region runs from base 189 to 443 and encodes 84 amino acids. The record is from RefSeq and is a predicted model, not a curated record. Lineage: Eukaryota; Metazoa; Chordata; Actinopteri; Cypriniformes; Cyprinidae. The transcript has 4 exons.
CCUCAGAUUCAGGUGUACAGCCUGGAGACCAGCCAGUGCGAGCUGACCGUGGGGGACUCGGCGGGAGACUUCACCUGCGUCAACCUGAGAGACAGCCACCCUCACCUGCUGGUGUGUGGGAACAAAGACAGGUGUGAGUGUUUGACUUGCGUACGGACUCGUCAGACGUCUCUUUAUAUGCCCUUCACAUGGGCGUGACCACCGUCCAGGCAGAUGAUUGGAAGAUCGUGAGCGGCGGUGGCGAGGGAUUGGUCAGUGUGUGGGAGAUGAGGAUAGGAGCCAAACUCUGGGAAAUGCACAACAGGCUUCACAGGGUUAAGACCAUCCUGGCGAUGCAUAAUCAUACUGUGAUUCAACAGCCAAUGUCCCUGAUGAGAAGAACCCUCGCGGGGCUUGUAUCACAGACGAUGACCUCAAAGCUCACCGCAGAUUCAGAGGGCUGAUCUGUCACUAUGACUUCUCAAUGGACUCGUCUACCCCGGAUCAGGUUCUGCCCUUCUGCAGGUCCAACUACACCGAGUCCUCUGGAUACAACUAUAACAUUGGCUUGGCGAUGCUGUAUUACAUACUGAGUGGCCCUUAGGUUGGCAUUUAAUACUCUGUUCUUUUAGGACCAGUUGCACUGGAAAGAUUGGCAUUGAAUUAGCUAUAUAAAAGGGGUCAUAUGAUGCGAUUUCAAUUUGUCCUU